Molecule: messenger RNA, 1605 nt
Organism: Eremomyces bilateralis CBS 781.70
Lineage: Eukaryota; Fungi; Ascomycota; Dothideomycetes; Eremomycetales; Eremomycetaceae
Product: Clavaminate synthase-like protein
Exons: 4
Coding region: 150-1286 (378 amino acids)
Molecular function (GO): dioxygenase activity
Source: RefSeq, a predicted model, not a curated record
GAUAAUGUUAGCUUAGUGUUGAUCGAUGAUGAUGAUGCACUGCGGAACCUCACAUAUCUCAGCCUCGGAUAUCAGCAGCUAUUAAGGUAAACUCCAUAAUACGCGGCUUCCAACCCUACAGUAGAGGUAUCAUUUUCAGCCUGCCGAUCAUGGCCGCCUUCAAGCUCCCAAUAAUCGAUCUCACCUCCCCCGACAGCGCCCACGACAUCGUCGCCGCCGCCCGCGAAUAUGGAUUCUUCUUCGUCCGCAACACGUCCAGCUCCGCCGACGACCUGGCGCAGGGCGACAUCGAUCAGAUUUUCAACAUCUCGAAGGGGUUUUUUCAGCUACCGGUAGAGCGAAAGGAGGAGGUGGCGAUUAAUUCGAUUGAGUCGGGGAGUAAUCGGGGUUGGUUGGCGAUGGAGCGGGAGACGUUGGAUCCUCAGCAUCAGAAACGAGGUGAUUUGAAAGAAGCGUUCAAUAUCAGCGAGUAUCGAUCUGGACACGCCAAUCAACCCCUGGGUCCGCUGUCCCCGCACGAAGCGUACGUGGGCGAGUUCGCCUCGAAAUGCCACGGACUCUGCCGCCGGAUUCUCGAACUCUUCGCCAUCGGCCUCCAGAUCCCCACCUCCUCCGGCGGCCCCUCCUACUUCCUCCCCCCCCACGAUCCCACCACCGGCCCCUCCGGCUCCAUCCUCCGCCUCCUCUACUACCCUCCUCUCUCCGCUGCCCCCUCCAACCCCCCCGCCACCGACGACGUCCGCGCCGGCGCCCACUCCGACUAUGGCAGCCUCACCCUCCUCUUCCAACGGCCCGGCGAAUCUGGCCUGGAGAUCCAGCUGAAAGACGGCAGCUGGAUGCCCGUGCCGAGCGAUCCGCUGGGCUUGACGAGCGGCAACCCCUCGUCCAACCUGUCAACUGUCAUCAGCCCGUCGCAGCGGCCCGAGGGGAACGACGGCGAGGAUUCCGCCGCGCACGGGAGCUCGCCCGGCUGCAACGCAAUCCUGAUCAACGUCGGCGACCUGCUGUCGUUCUGGACGAACGGGCUGCUGCGGAGCGCGGUGCACCGCGUCGUGCUGCCUGCGGAGGCGUCGCACGAUCGGUACAGCAUUGCGUAUUUCUGUCAUCCGGUGGACAGCGCGGAGUUGCGGGCCGUGCCAAGUGAGUUAGUGGGGGAGUAUCGCGGGGAUGAGAGGGAUCGGCAGGGAUUUGCGGAACGAGUGGGGGAGAAGGCGGUGACGGCGAAGGAGCAUUUGGAGAGGCGGCUGAGGGAGACGUAUGGGAGUGGGAAAGAGGAGGGGAAGUAGUCCGGAGAGAUUAGAGGAGAAGAGGGCGUAGAGGGGUGAAACGAUAGGAGACGAUGGGGCGGAUUAUAUAAACGGCAUCACUACAUGAAGAGGGGCACCGAAUUAAGUAAGAAGUGGAUUUUCUACCAUGCGCCGCGGAAUUUUCGAAAUACAGAAGUAAGGUGAACCGGGAAAGUUGAGCCUCUUUGCAGAGGCGGCGGAAUCCCAGUCCUUUAUUGUCCCAGUGUUUGCUCCAUCCGAUAAUGCGCCACGAUGAAGUUGCAGUGAUGGAUCGAGGAAACAAGGAUGUAUGCAGGAUAAAGGAAUUUUCACGGGGAGU